GAGGCUGGCUUGACCGCAGUGGGGGAAAAAAACAAAAAACAAAAAAACAACUCCUUUGACUGUACCUAAUUCGAACACGUGCAUCGGUUGCACAUGAUUAAAAUGUGUUAAACUAACAUCUUUGUUUAUUUUCGAGGAGAACAUUACAGCUGUCUAUUGCUUGCCAGCUGGAGGGUCCAAUGUUUGCCCUCAUUUUUGGGUGAAUAAUGUCGCUGGAUUUGCAUAGAUCUACAUGCAUUAUGACGGAGUUUUUUUUUCUCUGAGGUGCUUAUUAAAAUCGGUUUGAGGCUAAUUUCCCCACAUGACAACCCCACGCCUGCCCUCCUGGAGUGAAUUGAUCUCAAGCUCCCUUUUCAACGAUUGGGGGUUGAGGUGGCGUAUCGGGGGAGGGGGGGGGGCACUCCCCACUCCCCCCACCUUUCCCCUCACUCCCUGUGGUGUUUUCCGGGAUGACGCCACCGCCCGCCUCCACUCGAGGUGGACGCACACCCACAAGGGCAGCGGCGGCAGCGAUAUGGCUGAUCACCUCCGACCGGGACGGCUCUGCUCGCGAGCCCAAGUCACGACCGAUCACGUGUGACGGCAACUCAGGCGGUGGGACAAGAAGACUUGCUGGCGCUUUGCUGCGUUUCGCCGCCAAGUAGUUGUCCGGACGUCGUCGCAGUGGCGCGCUCCUCCCCUGCGCGGAUUACCAAACACGAGGGGCGACGAUCGUCUCCUCCAAGCAGCACAAGCACGAGCAGGCCUCCGGGUGCUGGGGUUGCACCUGAGAACAUGGACCGAAUGAAGAUAAUCAAACGGAGGCUGUCCAUGUCUUUACGCAGCGCUCGACCCGUUGACGACUCCCUGUCUGAACUGGCAGAGCAGAUGGCUUUAGAUGAGCCAUCAACAGCCAGGGAUAAUGUGCCGAUGGCGGUGAGCGCCUUGCAUCCUCCCGCCUCCCACAGCGCUCCCUCCUUCCUGCGUCAGUAUGCCGGUCAUCUGGGCCGCACCGCCCUCCGCAGGGAGCCGGGUGGGGGGCUGGAAAGAGACAGAGCCUGUCUAAGCCUCCACAGGACUGGAUCUCUGGGUAUCGUCCACGAGAAUGUGAAGAUGGGCUCAGAUGGCGAGAGCGACCAGGCUUCCGGGACAUCUUCCGAUGAGGUCCAGAGUCCAGUCAGGGUCCGUAUGAGAAACAACCACCAUCGACGGAUCUCUAAUGAGGACAUAAACAAACGUCUGUCUCUCCCAGCUGAUAUCAGGCUACCGGAGGGCUACUUAGAGAAGUUUGCCAUGAACAGCCCGCCCUUUGACAAGCCCAUGAGCCGCAGGCUACGACGCGCUUCAUUGUCUGAAAUUGGCUUCGGGAAACUCGAGACCUACAUCAAACUGGACAAACUGGGGGAGGGAACAUAUGCUACAGUUUUUAAGGGGCGAAGCAAGUUAACAGACAACUUAGUGGCUCUGAAAGAGAUCCGACUGGAACACGAAGAGGGUGCACCGUGCACAGCCAUCAGAGAAGUAUCUCUACUGAAAGACUUGAAGCACGCCAAUAUAGUCACUCUUCAUGACAUUAUCCACACUGACAAGUGCCUGACACUCGUGUUUGAGUAUCUGGAAAAAGAUUUGAAGCAGUACAUGGACGACUGUGGGAGCAUAAUGAGCGUACACAACGUCAAGAUCUUCUUAUUCCAGCUGUUGAGAGGUCUGGCUUACUGCCAUCGAAGGAAGGUCCUCCACAGGGACCUUAAACCCCAGAAUCUGCUCAUCAACGAGAAGGGAGAGCUGAAACUAGCAGAUUUUGGGUUGGCACGGGCCAAGUCUGUCCCCACAAAGACCUACUCAAAUGAAGUAGUGACAUUAUGGUACCGACCUCCAGAUGUGCUUCUAGGCUCCACUGAGUACUCUACGCCCAUAGACAUGUGGGGUGUGGGCUGCAUCUUUUAUGAAAUGAUCACAGGCAGGCCUCUCUUCCCCGGAUCCACCGUGGAGGACGAACUUCACCUCAUAUUCCGCAUCCUCGGCACCCCCACAGAAGAAACUUGGCCUGGCAUCAGCACCAGUGAAGAGUUUAAGACGUAUAAUUUCCCCAAAUACAACGCAGAGCCGCUUGUUAACCACGCUCCGAGGAUAGACAACGACGGUCACGACUUGCUCUCAGUGCUUCUGCAGUUUGAGGCGAAAAAACGAGUGUCGGCCGAGGAUGCUCUCAGGCACGCGUAUUUCAGAACGUUUGGCGAGCAGGUUCAAACCCUGGCUGACACGGCAUCAAUCUUCUCCAUAAAAGGCAUUCAACUUCAGAAAGACCCAGGGAAGAGAUCCUCCGUCUACCCAGAGUCAACGAUGGCCCAUAGGCUAGGCUCUGCGCCCUCGCAGUACUUCCAGAGAGAAGCAGCCAAUCCCAGGCCUCAGAGUCACAAUCUCUCCUCCACAUCCACUGGCUGAGUGGCCGCUACCAUCCUGCUCAGGGAAAGGGCAGACGGCAGAGUGUGUUGUUCUAGCGGUGUCGGAUGGUCCCAGAAGUGAGGAGGUCCACGACUGAAGGAGCAAUUCCAUCAGAGACAAACAUUCAGCGACCACACCACGCGCACUGAAGGAGCGACACACUCUCACUUUGAUGAAGAAAAUUAUUCACGCGUCCGCAUAGAAACAUCAACUGAACUCAACAGAUUUUGGGACUGAAGAAUUCAGACAUGACUAAAGAAUAAUGCUCUCCCCUUGAGACAGACAAAAAAAAAAAAAAAAAAAAAAAAAAAAAAAAGAUGAAUUCGAAGAAAUGUGUGUGACCACAAGAGAGGAAAGUGGGAGCGCUCGUGAGUCUCCUUGCUGCUAAUUACCGCUGCCGUCCAGACGGGGGCAGUGUCGAUGUGGGCCGAAACAGAACGCGAACUGUGAAGAAGAUGGAGUGGCAGUGUGGCCUGAUUCAAAUGAACUUCAUCACUCUUCAGUCUGUGGAACUUGUGCUGUACAUAAACAGACUGAGCCUCAAUCCAAACUCGACACAUUGCACCUCACCUUGGCCCUUUAUUAUAUGAUCUGUAAAGCACGCACGCGUGCACAUACACACACACACACACACAUACACACACACGAGCUUCAUUCUCUAGCUCCAUAGCUCUCGCUUUUGCGCACACACAAACACUACCCCUUAUGUUUCACUUGAAAGUAUGGUUGUGUGUGAGUGUGUGUGUGUGUGUGUGUGUGCGUGCGUGCGUGCGUGUGUCGGUAUCAAUGGCGUUUACGGAGAUGAACUUUAGCACCUUAUUGUCCGCUAGAGGUCAGGGACGUUGUACUUUACCUCAUGCGUCAAGAGUUAGGCUACGAUCUAAAUGGAAUCGAAUCGAAAUGACAAACCGAAAAGAAAAAAAAACGAAAAAAAAAAAACACUAAUCAUUGGGAAAAACUUGGCGGA
Molecule: messenger RNA, 3391 nt
Organism: Phycodurus eques (leafy seadragon)
Lineage: Eukaryota; Metazoa; Chordata; Actinopteri; Syngnathiformes; Syngnathidae
Product: cyclin-dependent kinase 17-like
Exons: 18
Coding region: 775-2424 (549 amino acids)
Biological process (GO): protein phosphorylation; neuron projection development; exocytosis
Cellular component (GO): nucleus; cytoplasm; synaptic vesicle
Molecular function (GO): protein kinase activity; ATP binding
Source: RefSeq, a predicted model, not a curated record